Molecule: messenger RNA, 1887 nt
Organism: Symbiodinium sp. CCMP2592
Lineage: Eukaryota; Dinophyceae; Suessiales; Symbiodiniaceae
Source: the annotation of a GenBank genome assembly
AUGGACGUAGGAAACCACCUUCCAAGAGUCCACACUCUCCAGCCGGACCUGCCCGGCCCCGAGAACGAAGACGCUCCAAGAGUUGCCCCUGCGAGCGGAGGAACGAAGGUCGAAGUGUCCAAGGAUUUUCGGGCGUUGUGUAACAGUUUGGUCAACCAGCUCGUGCAGCAACACAUGCGCGAGAUGGCUGCUGUGAAGGGAGGCAGUCCACUUAUCGGUCCGCGCAGUCCGCAGAACGGUCCACGCAAAGAUCCACGCAAGCGCACCAAAGACCAGGAGGACUUCUGGAUGCCGUCCAGCCUGUCCCAGGGAAUGAACGACGGUACGGAGUCUGACUCCUCUUCGGCUGCUGCUGCGAGGAGCAAAGUCCAAGCGCGAGACAUACUGCAGAAGUUAGAGUCUGAGGCAGACGAGGAGGAAGAGACAAAGACGAGCCCCCACUUCGUCAACUCCUUGUAUGCUGAGGCCAACAUGGACUUCGUCGGUCACAGCAAGUCGGGGUAUUUCGCGACGGAAACGGAGUCGGAAUUCCUGGCGCGCUACAAGAAGAUGACGAGCCUGGAGAAAUGGCAGCUCUGGUUGCAGUCCAAUCGCUAUGAGUCGAUCAUGGCUAUCAUCCUUUGCUUCAACGUACUAUGGAUGGCCUUGGAUUUACAGUUCUUCGGGAGCAUUGCCGGCUACAACCUUCAAGUAUUCACAAUGCCUGUGCCGCCAGAACAAGUACCAACAUGGGAAAGUGUUUUGACGAUCGGAGAUCUUCUAUUCACAGGUGUCUUCGUGCUUGAUGUUCUCGUCCGCAUUUGUGUGUUGCGGUCCAAGUUCUGGAAGCAAUUCAUGAACUAUGUCGACGUCGCAGUAAGCGUUACAAACCUUGCCGAAUUCGGCGUUCUCUAUGCAACGACGCUGCCGGUGAAUCCCAUCCUGUUUCGGCUGCUGCGACUUGGUAAACUGGCAAGGGCCAUCCGCAUGAUCAACAUGACGAGCGUGCUAGGUUCUCUCCAGCUCUUGGUGAAGUGCCUUGCGUCCAGCAGCAACAUGCUCUUCUGGAGUUUUUGCCUCCUAACCUUCGUGCAAUGUGUUGCAGGGCUGAUAGUGUCCACUCUUUGUCGAGACUUCUUCGAGGAUGAGGCCUACGACGUCUCGCUCAGAGAAGCGGUCUUUCGAUACUACGGAACGUUUACUCGCACCUUCUUGACGAUGUUUGAAAUUUUAUUCGCAAAUUGGGGGCCUGCAUGCAGGGUGCUGGUGGAGAACUUUAGUGAAUGGUUCUCCAUCUUCUUCCUCUUUUACAGGUGUGUUUUGGGCUUCGCGGUGCUGAACGUCGUGAAUGCUGUUUUCGUGCAGCAGACGAUGAAAACCGCUGGGUCCGACGAAGAGUUGGCCUUUAAGCAAAAAGAGAAGGAUGCGCAGAUGUAUACAAGGAAAGUGAAGCGGCUCUUCCAAACGAUCGAUGACUCAGGCGACGGCACCCUCAACUUAGAGGAAUUCUCCAAGCUCGUGCAGUCUCCAAAGUUGAAGUUUUGGAUGAGCCAGCUCGAGCUGGAAUACCAUGACCUUCUCAGCUUGUUCGAGUUUUUGGACAACGGCGACGGGGAGAUCACUUUGAUGGAGUUCAUCGAAGGGGCCGCGCGGCUGCGCGGAGGUGCCAAAGCCUUGGAUAUCUGGCGGAUCGAGACAAAGUUGGAGGUCCUGUUCGAGGAAGUGUUGAAGGCUCUCCACCACAGCUCCGGCAAAAUUAUGCCGCUCUCGGUGCAGGAAGUGUUCCAAAAAUCAACGUUCCGGCACAUCAAGACAACAAAGAUUGACGCCGAAGAGCGUGAGGAAGAAACAAAAAGCGAAGACAAAGCGGAAACUUCAAGGCAAUCGAAGGUUUCGAGUGUUCUUUGA